AUGAGGCACCUCUUGCUGGAGGACAGGACAAAUCCUCAAAACCCGAUUUUAGAUGAAAGCUCAGCGGCGAGUCUCGUCAAUACAUCAGGUUUUAAUUCAAAUGGACCAACUGCACCAGUCCAUAUUGGGGAAUCGAUUAGAGCGAAGGAAAGAGAGAAACAAUUUUAUCACAGUUUUGAGUUGGUCUCUCAGGGGGGAGAAGAAGAGGCUUAUAAAAGUUUUUUCAGAGAAGCAAAGAGCGAAUUCGUCCCAUUAUUUUUUGCACUCACCUGGCAUGGAACAUCUGCGGAGAGCUUUCUGCCUCUCCAACUUGUUCCCCAAUUUCCAAAAAAUACUCUUCUCCAUCUGAGCGCUAAGGGUUUGAGACGCAGUGAUGUAGAACAGAUUCUCAAGAAAGUUUUGGAUCUCGGGAUUAGGAAUUUAUUUGUCGUUCGUGGAGACGACCCUCCAGACCACACAGACUUCACGUACGCUGUAGAUCUGAUUAAAUUCAUCAGAAGUCUGUACAACGAUGAAUUCUGUAUUGCAGUUGCAGGAUAUCCAGACACCCACCCAGAGUCUCCUUCGAAAGAAUCUGAUCUUUAUUACCUCAGAAAAAAGGUCGACGCUGGUGCCAGCUUCAUAAUAACGCAAAUUCUAUUCGAAUCGGGAAGAUUCAUACGAUUCGUCGAAGCAUGCAGAUCGUGUGGAAUAGACGUUCCAAUCAUUCCGGGAAUUUUUCCAAUAUCGAACUACAGGACUUUUAUGAAACUGGAGAGGAUUUGCAAUCUGACGGUUCCCAAAAAGAUCCAUGAAGACUUAUCUAAAAUUAAAGAGAAGGGUGGAGAAGUGAGAGAUUAUGGGAUUAAUCUGGCAACGAGAGUUGCGAAGGAAAUCCUGUCCAGUGGAGUCGUUCACGGAUAUCAUCUAUUCACUCUCAACAAGUGA
Messenger RNA from Diachasma alloeum, 927 nucleotides. RefSeq names its product methylenetetrahydrofolate reductase. The coding region runs from base 1 to 927 and encodes 308 amino acids. The record is from RefSeq and is a predicted model, not a curated record. Gene Ontology annotation, molecular function: FAD binding; methylenetetrahydrofolate reductase [NAD(P)H] activity. Gene Ontology annotation, cellular component: cytosol. Gene Ontology annotation, biological process: tetrahydrofolate interconversion. The transcript is spliced from 4 exons. NCBI's taxonomy places the organism in Eukaryota, Metazoa, Arthropoda, Insecta, Hymenoptera, Braconidae.